ACCUGAUUACUAGCUGGAAUUUAAAGACAAAAGCUGAAUUUCUUCAGCUGUUGAGCUGAUCGAUACUUGGACAGGCAACAAACUGAAACAUCAUGCAGGGGUUUACUGUUUUCAUUAUUUGCUGUUCUCUGCUCUUUGUGACUCACGGGCAACACCCCAGGCCAUGUGCUGCUCCACCACUUUUUGAAGGCAGACUUGUAACUAUUGAUCCAAGCAAGCAUUUUGAAUUUAUUGCCGCAUUUUCCUAUGAUGCAUUUGAGGAGAGAGAGCGUCUUGUGGGUGAAGUUAUUACUGGUCCAAAUCAGACGAUUAUUGUGGGCACAAUUCUUCUUUACAAACAGCAUGCACUGUACAAUAUAUUUUAUCACAACAAAACAUGCAGCAAAAGUCCACUGAGUGCACCAUUUAGGAGAGUAGAAGUUCCCCAUGAUGCCCACUUUAAUGGUCAGUUUGUCAUUGGAAGUUCUUCAGCUCCUGGAGAGGGACUGCUUGCUAACUCCUGGAGCGGGGAGGUGAAAGAGCAAGGAGCUCGUUACCACUUGACUACCACAGAGAUUGGAUGUCUGCCAAUAAAUGUUCUUUAUCACACUAAUGAAACUGGAUGGAUUGUUACUUCGUACUACGACAUAAUUGAUGGAAUAAAGGACCCAAAUGUGUUUGUUCCUCCAGAAUUCUGCAAAUAGUCAAGGACAAAGAGUCAAGAAAAAGAAAAAUGUAGUAUCCUACCUUGGCAUAAAAUGCAACCCAAGGAUGUGAAAUAUAUAUUAAUUAUCUAUAACACUGGAAAAGGUUUAUUUAGUCUGAAAUGAAGAUUUGGAAUAUGGUUACUUUUAUAUUAGAUUUUUCAAAGUCACAUUUGUUUCCUUUGUUGAGAAAUCUUAUUAUAAAUAUGUAUUUUAUUAAUAUUUUAAUAAAUUAAUCCUACACUAUCAA
Protopterus annectens (West African lungfish) is the source of this 933-nucleotide messenger RNA. RefSeq names its product ependymin-like. Gene Ontology annotation, molecular function: calcium ion binding. Bases 93 to 683 code for a protein of 196 amino acids. Gene Ontology annotation, cellular component: extracellular region; lysosome. Gene Ontology annotation, biological process: cell-matrix adhesion. The record is from RefSeq and is a predicted model, not a curated record. Lineage: Eukaryota; Metazoa; Chordata; Ceratodontiformes; Protopteridae. The transcript is spliced from 6 exons.